Mangifera indica (mango) is the source of this 610-nucleotide messenger RNA. RefSeq names its product 60S ribosomal protein L19-2-like. Gene Ontology annotation, cellular component: ribosome; cytosolic large ribosomal subunit. Bases 26 to 430 code for a protein of 134 amino acids. The transcript has 2 exons. Gene Ontology annotation, molecular function: RNA binding; structural constituent of ribosome. Gene Ontology annotation, biological process: translation. NCBI's taxonomy places the organism in Eukaryota, Viridiplantae, Streptophyta, Magnoliopsida, Sapindales, Anacardiaceae. The record is from RefSeq and is a predicted model, not a curated record.
UUUCUCUUGUAAAAACAAAUUAAAAAUGGUGAGUUUGAAACUUCAGAAAAGGUUGGCUGCAAGUGUCCUCAAGUGUGGCAAAGGGAGAGUGUGGCUUGAUCCUAAUGAAGCCAAUCACAUCUCUUUAUCCAUUUCUAGAAUGGGCAUAAGAAAGCUGGUAAAGGAUGGAUUGAUAGUGAAAAAGCCAAGCACAAUCCACUCAAGAUCAAGAACAAGGCAAGCCCAUGAAGCAAUGAGAGAAGGGAGGCAUUUAGGGAUUGGAAAGAGGAAGGGAACAAGAGAAGCAAGGCUUCCAUCAAAGGUUAUGUGGGUGAGGAGAUUGAGAGUACUUAGGAAAUUGCUUUUCAAGUAUAGGGAGCUUCAUAAGAUUGAUAAGCACUUGCACCACGAGCUCUACUUGAAGGUCAAGGGAAAUGCUUUUAAAAACUAAAGGGUGCUUUUGGAGACUAUUCAUAAGUUAAGGGGUGAAAAAGCAAAAGAAAAAUAUCUUUUUCAUCAGUUUGUAGCCAAGAAAACACAAUAAAUAUGGUUUGUAAAAUGUCUUCUAUUGUUAAAUAUGUAUUAGUGCUUGCUUUCCAGUGAAAAUUAUUUUUAUAAUUUUUUUUUCUAA